Messenger RNA from Vigna angularis (adzuki bean), 2710 nucleotides. RefSeq names its product probable serine/threonine-protein kinase WNK5. Bases 614 to 2482 code for a protein of 622 amino acids. The transcript has 7 exons. Lineage: Eukaryota; Viridiplantae; Streptophyta; Magnoliopsida; Fabales; Fabaceae. Gene Ontology annotation, molecular function: protein serine/threonine kinase activity; ATP binding. Gene Ontology annotation, biological process: protein phosphorylation; intracellular signal transduction. The record is from RefSeq and is a predicted model, not a curated record. Gene Ontology annotation, cellular component: cytoplasm.
UCUCCAAAUUUAGGAGCCAUGUCUCCUCUUAUUUGGUCUUUUCCUUUUCCAACCCACUCUUCAAACACCCUUUUUCUUCCAUUAUCUUCAACACCAAGGCACCAGCUAUGAACUAAUCAACACCCUUUGGCUCAGAAUCCACACUCUCUAGUGUGGUCUCAUUCCGGGUUGCAACUCAUGCCACAUUAUUAACUCAUUAUUUGUGUCUGAUCUACACACGACGGUUUCUUUGUCCUCUUAUCAACCAAGAAAGCAAUAAAGAGUGUCAUCUCUCCCUGUCUCUCUGUCUCUGUGCUCUCUCCCUCUUGACACUGUUCAACCAAUAGUUAACAUGCCCAUAUAUGGGUUUUCACGUGGAGCUGUUGAAAUAGCAUGCAUGGUUAAUGCCAGUUGUGACUACUCAAAGACCCUUGUGGCUAUUAUUUGGUGUCUCCUACCAGAGCCAUGAGUGGAAGCUUUUCAUUAUCUAACACCCUCUUUCAAAUGCUUCCUAAACUCAACUUGAGAUUAUAUAUAACUAUAGUGUUUUGUUUUUAUAUUAUCAGUAUUCUUAUCAAUACAUAGUAAGCAAAGCACAGUACGGCUUUAAUAAGCCAGAGAAGCUGUUGUUGAGAUGGAAUUGCCUGAUACAGUCAGUACAGCCAUGUACAAGGGGAGAUUCUGCACUAGUGGUGGAGUUAAGUCUCAGCUUGGAUAUGUUGAAACUGAUCCAUCUGGUCGAUAUGGCCGUUUCAGGGAUGUUCUUGGCAAAGGAGCAAUGAAGACUGUGUAUAGGGCAUUUGAUGAGUUACUGGGGAUUGAAGUAGCUUGGAACCAAGUCAAGCUUGGUGAUGUCUUUCACUCACCAGAACAACUUCAGCGCCUUUAUUCAGAGGUUCAUCUCCUGAAGCACCUCAACCAUGACUCUAUGAUGAUCUUCUAUGGUUCUUGGAUCGAUGUCAACAACAGAACCUUCAACUUCAUCACUGAAUUGUUCACCUCCGGUACACUUAGAGAGUACAGGCAAAAGUAUAAGCGAGUAGAUAUGCGAGCAGUUAAGAUCUGGGCUCGCCAGAUUCUUAGUGGCUUGGAGUAUUUACACAGCCAUAAUCCUCCUGUAAUACAUAGAGAUCUCAAGUGUGACAACAUCUUUGUCAAUGGCCAUCAGGGGAGGGUCAAGAUUGGAGACUUAGGCCUAGCAGCUAUACUUCGUAGUUCUCAACAUGCCCACAGUGUCAUAGGCACACCAGAAUUCAUGGCACCAGAACUGUAUGAAGAGAAAUAUAACGAGCUGGUAGACAUAUAUUCCUUUGGUAUGUGCAUGAUAGAGUUGCUUACUUUUGAGUUCCCAUACAGUGAAUGCGCCAACCCAGCUCAAAUAUACAAGAAAGUUACUUCGGGGAAGCUACCUAAUGCGUUUUACAGAAUCCCAGAUUUGGAAGCCCAGAAGUUUGUGGGAAAAUGUUUGUCAAAUGUCUCAGAUAGACCAUCAGCAAUGGAGCUCUUGUUGGACCCUUUUUUAGCUGUGGACCAACUUGAAAUUCCAUUGCCACCAAACAUACCAUUAUUUCCAAAUCACACUCUACAGCUUAAUUCCGCUCCACUAGUUCCCAUUGAGCAUCAUCAUGAUCAAACAAAGAGUGCAGAAAUGACAAUUACUGGUUCAAUAAACGAAGAGAACAACACAGUUUUCCUCAAAGUGAGGAUCUCUGACAUAACAGGGCACACGAGGCAUGUGUUCUUCCCAUUUGAUACAUUAAAAGACACGGCUAUUCAGGUGGCGAUGGAGAUGGUGCAAGAACUUGAGAUUAGCCACUUGGAACCAUUAGAGAUUGCUGCAAUGAUAGAUCAUGAGGUAUCAGCUUUAGUUCCAAGUUGGAGGGACAGGGUUAAGUGUCACCACCAACGACAACACAGCUUUAACUACGAAGAAGAUGAAGAUAUCAAUAACCACCACCCCUUCUUCUUAUCAUCUUCUCCAUCAUCCCCUCGUGGUUCUGGCCACAUGUCUGCUUCCAACUCCUUCAAAACCCAUGUUCGCGGCAAUCAUUACCCUUUUGCUCAAGAAGGGUAUCAAGAUGACAUGUUCAUGAACAACGACGACGUAAGCUCUCAAGCCUCGAUGAACUCCUUCAAGUGUUCAACCUUCCAAUUCUGCGACCCGGGCCACGAAGACGAGCACGACGGAACCGAACGCAACAAGUGCACCACAUUAUCGUGCCGUGGCGGCGAAGAAGGCGAACCUCGUUUGGCGAACCCGGUUUUGAACCCGCCGCGGAUGGAGUGUUCGUGCGGGUGCAGGUUUGGGUCGGGUCACGGGUGCCCGAGGCUGACUCGGAUCCGGUCGUGCCCACACGAGCGACGGAGCCUGCAGCUCCAACGGUCGAUGAUGUUGGAGGAGAUUUACAAGUACAAAAGACGCUUCUUCAACACCAUUGGUGCCGUUGAGAACAUCGGGUUUCGGCAUCCACUAAGAGGUGGUGUGUGCUUUCCUCGUGUGUAGAUUCAGAGCUAAGAAGCUCUUCUUCUUCUUCUUCUUCUUCGUGUCGUUGAUGUGUGAAAAUGAUCAAAUAUAUGUGUAUAAUUAAUAAAUCUGCGUGUUUGGAAAGACCAUGUGGCUUGUUUUUAAGAUGUUCUGCAUGUUCUUAAUCUUCCACUCUGUCUGCUACCAAAUUUGAACAGAGUACUUUUGAUUUAUAUGUCAUGAUCAUUAAUGCAAGGUUUUAAAUUA